Messenger RNA from Truncatella angustata, 736 nucleotides. RefSeq lists its product as uncharacterized. Bases 226 to 450 code for a protein of 74 amino acids. NCBI's taxonomy places the organism in Eukaryota, Fungi, Ascomycota, Sordariomycetes, Amphisphaeriales, Sporocadaceae. The transcript has a single exon. The record is from RefSeq and is a predicted model, not a curated record.
AGGUUCCAAAUCAAUUCUCAGAAGUAAGUGCUGGCCCGAGUCGGGAAUUAAGUUUAUUUCACGCGAAAUGGUUACUAACUCAAUUGUUCAGCUGCAUUCACUGUAAGACGUGCGAUAUCAAAGCCCCCAAGCAGGAUAUCAACUGGUCUGUUCCUCAGGGUGGAGAAGGACCAAAGUACUACAUGACCUAAAUUCUACCCGCAACGGCCCGUUUUGUGCUGUCAUAUGUGGGUAUCCGUGCUAUUUUCAGAUUUAUGGUUCAUUUCUUUUCGUUUCGACGCUACGCUGGGCUUUAUUCGACGGGGAUACGUCGAGUUUAUCCAUACUUACAACACUGAUGUAGCUUAUUACAAACAAUCAAGGAUAGCCAUAGAGACAAAGCUGCUGUCAAUCUGUAUAUAUAUAUAUAGCUUGUUUAGCCCAGGCGUCACAGGAAGCUUGAAAAGGUGAGGGUGUGGAGUUCAUGGCAGCUAUGCGAUCAAUUGAGCUAAAGCAAAAGCAUACACUUUGAAAUUGCAAUUGGGUUCUCUUAUUUCAUCGAAUCACAACACUUGUUCCUUCUCAUAUACAAGUAGGGUUCAAAGCUAUCUACCGUGUUUGUUUCUCGAUCAAGCGGUAAUGAAAAGUGCUAGUCUUGACAGGGCUAGGCCAUAAAUGCAAUGGGGCUUAGUCACUCGUAUUCCAUUUUCUCCUAUUAAACAACAGUACCCGGACUUCCGAGCGCGUUGACAUGUCC